AAUGUUGAAUGAGGAUUGGCCAGUCUUUGACGUCAGUGAAUACUUAAUAAUUAGGAAGGCGGCUUCCGGCAAGGCAAGAGAGAACGCUGAAUUUUCUGUAGCCGGCAUUGUGGUUGACAACGUACCUUCUCAACCCAGUCCCAGGAUGUCUAAACGGAAACUGACUGACCCAGACGGGCCGGGAGUGUCAGACUUGGAUGAGUCUGACUCACAGGACGGUCUGGAGCAGGACCACAGCAGCACCUCCACACAAAGCUCGUCUGAGGAUGAAGAGGAUGAGAACUGUACAGAAGGGGAGAUGUACCUGACAAAGGACAUCCAUCCACUCACACCGCCAGACCCUAGUAUUGUUCCAGCACCAAUAUUGAAGAAAGGUAAGAAGGCAAAGGGAGGAAAGAUUGCGUUUGAUGGAGUCACAGUUUUCUACUUCAAACGGACUCAAGGCUUCACUUCUGUUCCCAGUCAAGGUGGAUCUACACUUGGUAUGUCAGCCCACCAUUGCCAUGUGCAGAAGUUUAGUCUGAAGGGGUAUGAGGAGGAACAGGACCGUAUUCACCAGGCCAUCAUCCGUCAUCAUAAGCAUCAGCAGCAGAUGGUGAAGCAGAUGGCGACUGACAGUUCUGAGUCACAGGGAGAGGAGUCCGAGUCUGACCCAGAGGACCCUGAUGACUACUACUUCCUGCAGCCUGUUGCCACCAAGAGGAGACGUCUCAUGCUCCGAGCAGCAGGAGUCAAGCGAAUUGACAGUAAUGAGAAAAGGGAGCUGCGGCAAAUCCGAAUGUCGCGAGAGAUGUGCGGAUGUAACUGUCAGGUGUACUGUGACCCUGAGACAUGUGCCUGCAGUAUUGCAGACAUUAAAUGCCAGGUAGAUAGAUUGUCCUUCCCAUGCGGCUGUACCAAAGAUGGCUGUGGGAACUUGGCAGGGAGGAUUGAGUUCAACCCUGUCCGAGUGCGUACCCACUUCAUCCACACCAUCAUGCGGCUGGAGCUGGAGAAGAAGCAGAACGGCCUCCACCCAAGAGGAGCGGGCGGUCUGGAGAAGGUGAAAACAGUUGUGAACGUGGUCAGAGAUAAUACUGACACUGGGGCUGUAGUUGGCCUGAAUGGUCAUACCGCCCAUGAUGAUAGGCUAGGAGAAACUCCCUCUGAUGGGGGCCUUCUGGUGUCUCCGGUUGUACAUGGACACUUAGAGGUUGCCUACCAGGUCCCCCAGGCUAGUUUCUCAAGCCCGGGAAGUUCUUCCUCCAGUGGAAACCUCUAUAGUCGUGUUCUAAACCCUCACUGUAACGGCACUAGUAUGUUACCCAGUGGUCUCCACUAUAAUGAUUCUGAUGAAGAAAAUACUAUUCAACAAAAAUGUGCCAUGUCAGCCGUUUACCAGUAUAAGAGUCCAGACACCUCUGACUCAGACAGUAGUGACAGUGAUAGUUAUGUGUAUGAAGAUCGUUCCAACUAUAAGUUGUCUUCGCCAUUAGAGCAGUGUUGUGUGGAAGAGCACGCAGCUCAGGAAACCCUUACAUCUCCAAAGAAUUCUUGCAUUCCUGACCUAUCUGAAGUAGAGUCUGAAAUUGAGGACAGAGUUGGAAAGAGUUACACUAAUCUGACGUAUGCUAAGCCAGCUGGAAGACUGGAGCCGCUUGGAGAUGUUCUGGACACGGAUGGACAGAUUGGAGGAGUCGAAACGGUCAGUCUCAUGCCAGACGAGAACUCCAAUCAAGAGAACAUUGUGCCAAUACCGCUGGAGACCAACUGCAUUCCGCUAACCGACAAUUCAACUACAACUUGUGAGCUGGAAAAGUUAGGAAUGGUGGAAUACGAAGAAGCUGAAGAAAAGAUUGGAACUCUAAGUGAGGAGAACCAAACUUUCAGUGAUGCGAUCAAGGCAUCGAUUGUGGAAACAGUCUCAGUGUAACGUUACUAAGAAAGGUGUCAGUGGUAUGAACCAAUACUUAACCGCAUUUUUUAAUGAACAGUAUAGUGACUGUAUCUACAUUUAGAGGGGCAUCUUUGUGAAUUCUGUGUGAAUUGUGUCUAUCUGUGCCCAAGCUACUUUUACAUGAUAGAAACAAAAAGGUCGAAAAGCUGGGCUAUUUUAUAACUACAAAGUGUCCAAUUGAUUAUGUCUCAAAGUUGCACAGUCUAUCCCUUGGCACCCUCACCAUUUUAACCUAUAUUGAACCUAUUUAUGAGAUGGUAGAGCCUUGUUGUUGUGGAAAGGUUGAUGUAACGUUACAUGUACUUGUAUUUAUUGUCUUUGAGCUGUCAUUGAAAAGGGUAGCAUGUAUGGAGACUUGACAAGCCUGUAAGCAAGGAGAUGGGGAUAAAGUUAUGAUUAUAUGAAUAGUACUUACUACUUAUACCAGUGUAAUAAGUCAUGUGCCCAAAGUAAACAGAUUAACACAAAAGUGGAUACAGAUUCUGAAGCAGACUGCCAAAUAUUAUGAAUGUAUAGAUCUCGGAAUCAUAAUUCUGCUUGAAGAGCUUAAAAUGCUUUUAAAUUCUGUACUAAAACAUCAAGCUUAGUUUCCUUUCCUUGGGACUAGGCUGGUUGUAUUUUGGGGAGGGGACAUGUGUGCUAAUGUCAGCUGACUGAUGUUCUAAAAUGGUGCUGAAUUUUGUUCAUAAUGUUGCAGUUAGAAAGUACAAUAUGCCCCAAACAUGUUAUGUUAUGAAAAUAUUUAGUUACAUAAUUACAACAAUCAUUUACACACAACAAUGUUUUAAACAUACCUCAAUCUUCAGUGAACAAGGGUAUAGUGUAGGUCUGUGUCAUCCCAGUUUGGUCACUAACUCGAUGUGUGAAAACUAUACACACUUGUAAAGGCCUGGUAACAACCCGCCGUACGUGCUUCUGCGUGCUGUCUACGUGCACAAACGUAGGCAAGCGUAGGGCAUCCGUGCGUGGUGAGUACCGCCUCC
This is a messenger RNA of Branchiostoma belcheri (Belcher's lancelet), 2919 nucleotides long. RefSeq lists its product as uncharacterized. The record is from RefSeq and is a predicted model, not a curated record. Gene Ontology annotation, molecular function: DNA-binding transcription factor activity, RNA polymerase II-specific; sequence-specific DNA binding. Gene Ontology annotation, biological process: regulation of transcription by RNA polymerase II. The coding region runs from base 2 to 1912 and encodes 636 amino acids. Gene Ontology annotation, cellular component: nucleus. NCBI's taxonomy places the organism in Eukaryota, Metazoa, Chordata, Leptocardii, Amphioxiformes, Branchiostomatidae. The transcript is spliced from 7 exons.